Morus notabilis is the source of this 2016-nucleotide messenger RNA. RefSeq lists its product as uncharacterized. NCBI's taxonomy places the organism in Eukaryota, Viridiplantae, Streptophyta, Magnoliopsida, Rosales, Moraceae. The transcript has a single exon. The record is from RefSeq and is a predicted model, not a curated record. The coding region runs from base 1545 to 1910 and encodes 121 amino acids.
UCGGUUGGCAGUAAACUGUUCUGUUAACUCCAUCAACCAACUUCCUGAGCUUUUAUCUUCUGUUAUGUAAUAGUAAACAAGACGUAUAGCUCAGGAAAUAUGUUUUUCAACAAUGGAGAAAGUUGAUGCAGUCUAUAUAACAAAGAUGUAGAGGGUGAAUUAGAGGAAUACCGCUUUAAGAGAGUUCGUAUGUGAACAUAAUACCAUUUUUAUAGAAAAAUAUGAGCAUAAUUAAACUUAAAAUGGCACAGAUAAAUGGCUAGGCUUUUAUGAGUGGUAUUCGGCCUAUUUAUAUGGAUGUACAUAGUGGUUUAGAUAAAAUUACCUUUAGAGUUGAAGAUAGGAACGAAGAAAGUCUUGAUAACUUUAGGUCCUGUUUAUAACUCUUAGGUAGAACUCAUCUCCAAAAGUUAAUUUGUAGGGAGAGGGUGUCCAAGUGGUUAUAAACCCACAUGUUAAGCCCCAUAUUUUAGCAAUGUGAGAUUCAAUCAGGAUCUUAACAUUUUGCUACAGUAAAAAGUUCUCAGAAAUAAUCAUAUUCAACUUUUUUAUUACAGUAAAAAGCUUUCACAUAAAGUCACAUCUCAACUCGAAUUAACAAACUAAACAUGCCCUUAAACUUGACUAGAACUAUAAUAUAGUAUUAUAUGUGUGUGUAUUUAUAUGUGCAAAUAAAUACGAUGGUGGCCUGGGGGUAGUAACUGAGUUGGUUGAUGCGGGUAGUUGAAGACAAGAAUAGGGUGGUCACAGUUGCAAGUAAUCUUAAUAAAUGGUUGAUAACGCACAAGUUUUUUCAAACAGUAAAUAGAUAAGGCAGGGUUUUAAUGAGAUCCACAUGAUGCACUAUACAUUAUUAAAAUUGAAGCUAUACUACAAAUGACUAUUUUAUAAUAGGAAUGGUGGUGUGGUGCCACAAAUAUUACAGCUAUAUUAAAGAAGAGGAGGAAAGUCAUAACCAAUAGAAGGGAGCUGUAGUGGUUAUGCAAUUAUACUGAUGGUUGUGAUUUGAUAAUUCAUAUAUGUGUGUGUGUAUGUGUGUGUGUGUGUGUGUGUGUGUGUGUAUAUAUAUUUGUUUGGAGGGGAAGAGAAGAUAAAGAAAUCGGGAAAUUGUAGAAAUGAGUUGGUGAAGGUUCGUUGACCAAUCAGAGUGAGAGGAUUUUGAUGUCCCACAAAUAGCUCAACAUUGUUUUUAUGAGACCAUGCACUUUGGCGUGUCUCAAUAGGCCAAAAAAAAAAGUGUAACGAAAUGUGAAGCCACACCAGAUCUCUUCCUCUAAUUCAUUCAUUAUGUGAUUGUAGGCCAAUCCAAACCAUAACAGAUCAAAAUUUUUGUUGGAGUUGGUCUACCGUCAAAACUCAACCCCCAAAGCUGCGUUUGCAACAAAAAGAAAAUAUUAUUAAUUUGUCAGUAUUGAUAAGAAAAUAUUAUUAACUUCAGGAAGUCGUUGGGAUUAGGUUCCCUUCCACUCCAACUUUAUACCUUACACACACGCACACAUAUAUAUACAAUCUCUCCAGAAACAAUCUACUUCUCAAUCACAAAAAUGCAGCUUCUCCAUCCUUUCUCAUCCAUCCUGGCGCACUUAUCCACGCGGUGGCCGCUUCUCAUCUACGCCACCACAUGGACGAUGCUCCUCACCCUGACGGUGGCUCUCGCCUCCUUCUGGCCUGAAGUUUCCUUCGUUUCGGCAAUUUCAUCGUCCUCCUUCUCCCGCGCCUGCGUCGACCCUGACUUGUUUAUAAGAGUUCCUAUAGACCUACCGGCCGAGAUUCUGUGCUUGCCGGCUCACCGGUUUGCAAAGUCUAAUCUUGAUCUAAUCGUGCCGCCAGUCUUCGCAGCGGUUGUUGUGGCUGCCUCCGCCUUCUUGGUCCGCGCCCUUGCCUUGUGGGAGGAUGAUAUGCCUCAUUGAGAGUAGGUCUAGAAUUGAUAUUUCUUCAAUUCUUUAACAUUUUGGAUCUUGGCAUGUUAUUGUUUGUAUAUACCUUAGCUAGUAUAUAUCAUACACUAUUUGGUGC